This is a messenger RNA of Lampris incognitus (smalleye Pacific opah), 745 nucleotides long. It is a transcript of the gene uraha, whose product is annotated as urate (5-hydroxyiso-) hydrolase a. Lineage: Eukaryota; Metazoa; Chordata; Actinopteri; Lampriformes; Lampridae. The transcript has 4 exons. Gene Ontology annotation, biological process: purine nucleobase metabolic process. The record is from RefSeq and is a predicted model, not a curated record. Gene Ontology annotation, molecular function: hydroxyisourate hydrolase activity. The coding region runs from base 109 to 528 and encodes 139 amino acids.
CCUUGUGACAGUAUGGGAAAUAAAACACUGAUGGAUGGAAAUUAACAAUGAAUUUAAUUUUUUGAGUUCAGUCUACUAACCUAGAUUGAAUUUUAGUCAUUUGCGCAUAUGAGUGCUCCAAGGCUGCAACGGUUGAAGAGUCAUAUUUUGGCUGGAAAUAAGAGUGCAGCAAUGGCAGGUCCAGAUAGUCCCCUUACCACCCAUGUCUUGAACACUACGAUGGGCGUCCCUGGGUCGCACAUGGCCCUCAGCCUUUAUAAACAGGACUCAUCCGCUGCUGUCUGGAGUCUGAUCACCAAAGGGACUACCAAUGAUGAUGGACGCUGCCCGGGCCUCGUCACCAGAGAAACGUUCAUGGCCGGUGUGUACAAACUACACUUUGAGACUGCACAGUAUUGGGAGAGUUUAGGAGAGACCUGCUUCUAUCCAUAUGUUGAGAUUGUCUUCACCAUAAAGGACCCCAGUGAUAAAUUCCAUGUUCCUCUUCUCCUCAGUCGUUUCUCCUACAGUACUUACAGAGGGAGCUAGAGUGCUUUUGAAGGUCCCUCCUUCAAAUUAAUGUAACAUCGGAGGCAAAGGCCAAAUACAACAGUCAGCACCAGCACCCUCACUUCAGCACCAGUUGAACCCUUACUUGCAAACUAUCAAUAGGAAAUUACGCUUUGCAUUUGAAAUGAUCAUGUUAUAUUAAAAUUGUACUAUUGAGUACACAAUGGACUCAAAAUAUAUAUUAAAAUUUAUUAAA